AUGAAAAUUGAACCCCAUGAAGGAAUAAAACUCCGGAACUCGAAUAUUCCAUUAUUGGCAUAUGCCGAUGAUAUAGUACUGAUGGACGAAUCUCAAGCUGGAGUUAAACGGCUCUGUGACAGACUUAAUGACGCAGCAUAGAAAGUAGGACUACAAAUUAAUGAACAAAAAACUGAAUAUAUGAUUAUAGGUAGACAAAAUUGGGUGGAUCACGUUUUAGAGGUAGAUCAUUUUAAAUUUAAGAGAGUCAAUUCUUUCAAAUAUCUUGGCUCAAUUGUGACUGAAAAAAAUGAUAUCACCCAGGAAGUAGCCGCGAGAAUCCAAGCGGGAAACAGGACUUAUUAUGGUUUCGAGAAACUAUUAAGUUCUAAAUCAUUAUCAAGAGAGAUAAAGAGACGUUUGUAUACUANCUAGAAAGGAAAAUAUUACGAAAGAUCUUCGGUCCAAUAAAAGAUAACAUCACAGGAGAGUGGAGAAGAAGGAAAAAUAUAGAGCUACAAGAAAUUUUUAAUGAAAAUAACAUAGCAGAGACGAUCAAGAAAAAAAGGUUGCGGUUGGCAGGACAUGCAAUGCGAAGCCAGAACUCUUUACUAAGAAUGGUUUUAGAACAGAAUCCAGUAGGAAAAAGGCCUUUGGAAAGACCAAAAUUUAGAUGGGAAGAUUUAGUUACGAGAGAUAUAGAAGACUUAGGAGGCGGAGCAAACUGGAAGGAUUUGGCGAUGAAUAGAGAUGCCUGGAGAAUUGGUUGUGAGACGGGAUGGUCCUAG
Messenger RNA from Cinara cedri, 767 nucleotides. Lineage: Eukaryota; Metazoa; Arthropoda; Insecta; Hemiptera; Aphididae. The record is from the annotation of a GenBank genome assembly.